UUUGUCUGGAGUUAUUGGCACCCAAUAAAGUUGGUUGGUUCAAAAAAGACGCUUUUUUUUCUUCUUUUUUUUUUUUUUUUGUCCGCGCUCCGCCCCUUGGGCGCCCGCGCCACCUGGCUCCCCGCGGCCGGUCAGGCCAGGCCAGAUCGUUGGUGCCCGGUGCGCGGACGGUGAUGGCGGGACAGCCGGCUUCGCUCUCCGGACGCGACGUAGGAUCAUUUGCCUACAUAACAAUAAAAGACCGAAUACCACAGAUCUUAACGAAGGCAAUAGAUUCCUUGCACAGACAUAAAAGUAAAUUUUUUGAGAAACAUGGAGAGAAAGGCCUGGAAGCUGAAAAGAAGGCUAUUUCUCUUCUUUCUAAAUUGCGGAAUGAAUUGCAAACAGAUAAGCCGAUGAUCCCUUUGGUUGAGAAGUUUGCAGAUACUGACAUAUGGAACCAAUACCUGGACUAUCAGCAGAGUCUUUUAGGUGAAACUGACGGGAAGGCAAGGUGGUUCUUCUCCCCGUGGCUGUUCGUGGAGUGCUACAUGUACCGUCGGAUUCAUGAAGCGAUUAUCCAGAGUCCACCAAUCGAUGACUUUGAUGUAUUUAAAGAAUCAAAAGACCAAAAUUUCUUUGAGUCUCAGGAAUCUGUCAUUGCUUUAUGUACUUACCUACAGGAGUUGAUCAGCACUCUUGAGGUCCUUGAUGAAAACCAGCUGAAAAACGAGUUUUUCAAGUUUCUUCAGAUUUCACUCUGGGGCAAUAAGUGUGACCUGUCUCUAUCAGGUGGAGAAACUAGCUCCCAGAAGACCAACAUAAUAACGUCUCUGGGUGAGCUGCAAGCUUUCAUCUUAGUAAAUGACAUGGAACACCUCUGGGCCUUGCUUAGGCCCGGCAAGGAAACAGAAACGGACAGUGCAGCUGCUGUUCGAGUGGCCAUUGUUCUGGAUAACUCUGGGUUUGAACUGGUCACAGAUCUCGUUCUAGCUCACUUCCUGCUGUCCUCAAGACUAGCGACUGAGGUCCAUUUUUAUGGGAAAACAAUUCCCUGGUUUGUGUCUGAUACCACUAGACGUGAUUUUACCUGGCUAGUUGAACAGGCCAAGAGUUCUAGUGAUAAGUACUUAUCCAGGUGUGGGCUUGACUGGGAAAGCUACCUGAAGGUGGGGAAGUGGGUUUACCACGAUCAUAUCUUUUGGACCCUGCCCCACGAAUUCUGUGCCAUGUCUCAGGUCGCUCCCGACUUAUACACAGAACUCCAGAAAGCUCAUUUGAUUUUAUUCAAGGGUGAUCUGAACUACAGGAAGCUGACGGGUGACAGAAAGUGGGAGUUUACAGUCCCAUUUCACCAGGCUUUGAAUGGCUUCCACCCGGCCCCGCUCUGUAGCAUCCGGACUUUGAAAGCUGAGAUUCAGGUUGGUCUGCAGCCUGGGCAGGGGGAGGAGUUAGCAGCUUCUGAGCCCAGCUGGCUGACCACUGGGAAAUACGGAAUAUUUCAGUUUGAUGGUCCGCUUUGAUUUGUUUUAGGAACGUGAGGCUGUGUUGAAAGAUCUUCAGGGUCUUUGCGCCCCCUGAAAAGCAGCGUGAACUCAGUCACCUGGCUGCUCUUAAGUUCUGGGAAGUUCAUUCUCUUCCCUCUGAAGCUGGUGCCUCACCACAUUGCCAGGGGGUGGGGGGUGGGCAAGGAAGAGGGGCAGAGGGAGUAAGCCUGUUACAGACAUUCUAUUUCUGUUGGAAUCUUAGUCACUUAGUUCUAGUUAAAAUAAUUUCAAAUGGUUUUAGCGAACAUCAGAGAAAGCACAAUGUAUUUUUCUUUUCAAGUUAGCUAACUUGAUUUUUUUUUUUAGUCCUAUGUCGCAUGGUCUUUAAUAUUUCUAGGAAGCAUGGAGUUUUAUGACUUGAUUUUGGGCUCCAGGAAAAGGGGCCUUGUGAAAACCUGCAUCUGAACGAUGCCUCGUCAAGAGACGCAUCUCUUACAGCUGUGCUAUGCGAACGUGUGAGAGUGAAAAAUUACCUCAUAAGUUAAUGCUAACAAUUAAUGAGUUUGUUCUCCUUGAAUUGUAUUUCAUUUCAACGGUCUGUUUCAUUUGCAUGUGUUUGCACUUUGAUUAAAGGUCAACCAGGAGGGUUCAUAGCAGGAAAUGCAAAACUGAAAAGAAUGAAAUGAACGGUACUCGAAGAGAUGCCAUCUCUUCUGCAUCGUCUGUGAUGCCCAGGAUCAACUGAAAUGUAACCCUUUCAAACAUGAGUGUUCCCAGUGAUCAGAACACCAAUUCAUUUUUCAUAUUCUUACACACUCACUGGUGAUUACCAGACUUUAAGACUGUGUUUCAGGCCUGUUUGUUUUGAAACUGAAAUUGGGGAUAAACCUGGAAUUAUUGUCCUGCACUAAACUAAUAAAAUGGAAUUGUGCUGCAGA
This is a messenger RNA of Erinaceus europaeus (western European hedgehog), 2404 nucleotides long. RefSeq names its product acidic residue methyltransferase 1 (gene DCPH1). Bases 174 to 1502 code for a protein of 442 amino acids. Gene Ontology annotation, biological process: DNA damage response. Gene Ontology annotation, cellular component: nucleus; cytoplasm. The transcript has 5 exons. Gene Ontology annotation, molecular function: phosphatase activity. NCBI's taxonomy places the organism in Eukaryota, Metazoa, Chordata, Mammalia, Eulipotyphla, Erinaceidae. The record is from RefSeq and is a predicted model, not a curated record.